AUGGCGGAUGGAACGCCAGCAGCCAAGCGACCCAAAAUGGAGUCGUCCGCUGACCCCAACGGCCUUCCGGAGGCCCUUGGGGGUGCCAUGUCCAGCUUGUCGUCUGGACCCGCGAUGUCCGCCAUGAGCGAUGCGACCAUGGCAUCGUUCCUGGCAGCUGUGAAUGGCAUGGCCGCAAUGCCAGCAAGCGCCGGCAUGGUGAACCAGUUUCCCAUGGGUGGCCUCGCUCCCGGGGCGGUCCCCUCUAUGCCUUCCAUGCCAUCCAUGCCGUCGAUGCCGACCAUGCCGACGAUGCCCACAAUGCCCGCAAUGCCAACAUCAGUGCCUGCCAGCCGGCCGCCUGUUCGGCCGCGAGCGACGGGUCCCGUUAUCUCCAAGCCGGCUGUUCGUCAGACGCCGCCUGAUCACAGGAGCCCAACAGAAAUCAAGGACGAGCUCUUCAGGCAGGGCAUCGACGUCAAGGGCUUGACCUCGACACGUGAAAUGCAGAUCAAGCUUCAUGAGACGGAAGCGAAUGUGAGGCGCGCAGAGGCCACGAAGAAGCUCCCUCGCCAUCCUGAGCAAAGGUUGCUGUCCUGCUUCACAGAGGGCCUGGCGCCAGGGCAGGAUGUCAUGCUGAAAAUGUUGGAAAACGGUGCCGAUCCCAACACUGUUUCUGAAGGAAGUGGGAGUGGAUUUGCAGCCGGGAUGACACC
Symbiodinium pilosum is the source of this 695-nucleotide messenger RNA. The record is from the annotation of a GenBank genome assembly. NCBI's taxonomy places the organism in Eukaryota, Dinophyceae, Suessiales, Symbiodiniaceae.